AUGGCAUGUUCACAUCUCAUAGUGUCUGUUCAAAUAUUCACAUUCAGGUCGGGAAAUUCUAGAAGCGGAUUCACAACUAAUGGUGUGUUAAAAGUCCUGAUUGGAACAAAUUUGGCUGUGUUUCUGCUGUGGAGAGUUGCGGACACAGACUUCAUGAACAGGAACUUCACGAUACAACUGGACAACGUUAAAAGUGGAGCGUACCAUACUAUGAUAACUUCUGCUUUCAGUCAUGUUGAAGCUAAACAUUUUUUCUGGAACAUGCUUGGGCUUUAUAUGUUUGGAAAGAGUAUCGGUCAUUGUGUCGGGCCUAAAUUUCUGUUGAAGCUAUACCUAGUUGAGGGUUUCUCUGGUUCGGUCUCCUUCUUGAUGCACCGUGCUAUUCUGGCCACUUCAUAUGAAACACAGAUAGCUGCACUUGAUCUUUCGAAGGCUGCAGGACUGGAUACACAAAGAGUUGAACUUGAUCCAUCAAAGGCUGCAGGGCUGGAAACACAGACAGCUGAACUUGACCCUUUUAAGGCUGCAGGACUGGAUAUACAAAGAGUUGAACUUGAUCCCUCAAAGGCUGCUGGGCUGGAAGCACAUACAGAUGAACUUGACCCUUCGAAGGCUGUGUUGGACUUUGCUGCAGGACUGGACACACAAACGCUUGAACCUAACACUUCCAAGGCUGCAGGACUGGAUACACAAACGGUUGAACGUGACCCUUCAAAGGAUGCAGCGCUGGGAGCAAGCGGUGCAGUGACUGCUAUCGUAUUUCUUGAUUUACUUCUUUUCCCAAAACAGAUUCUACUGGUUGACUUCAUACCACUCCCUGCUAUAUUGGCGGCGAUAUAUAUAGUUUAUAAAGAUAUUGAAAGAGUAAAGAAAAACGAUCGAAAAGUUGCUGGAUUGGCUUAUCUGGGUGGCGCUGUUGUUGGAGCAAUAGCUUGGGGACUAUUAAGAAGACGAUUAUGAAACCUUUUCAUCUAUCUAAUAUCUAAUCUAGCUUUUAUCUGACUUAAGUAUAUAGUUUCUGUGGUAAC
Molecule: messenger RNA, 1028 nt
Organism: Erigeron canadensis
Lineage: Eukaryota; Viridiplantae; Streptophyta; Magnoliopsida; Asterales; Asteraceae
Product: RHOMBOID-like protein 12, mitochondrial
Exons: 15
Coding region: 1-960 (319 amino acids)
Cellular component (GO): membrane
Molecular function (GO): serine-type endopeptidase activity
Source: RefSeq, a predicted model, not a curated record